Molecule: messenger RNA, 709 nt
Organism: Aspergillus steynii IBT 23096
Lineage: Eukaryota; Fungi; Ascomycota; Eurotiomycetes; Eurotiales; Aspergillaceae
Exons: 3
Coding region: 280-648 (122 amino acids)
Source: RefSeq, a predicted model, not a curated record
CCAGGUUCGAUUCCAGAACAUCGCUUGCGGGUGGGUAUUCGAUCUCAGAUUCUGCCCGAUGCAGGCAAAUUACAUGCCUAUGAUGUUGUCAACUGCUAUGAUGUUGUCUGAUGCAAUGCUCCAAAGAACGCCCAGCAGAGAUGCUGUCAACGUAUUUAAAGUGCAGUGACCUGCUACCUGUUCAGAGAUAAACACACUCUCCAACUCUCUACAUCUUGAAUACAUUAUCACCUCCAUUCUCAAGUUUCCCAUUUACUUUCCACAUAAAUCCUCUUAAAAAUGUCCGACAAGAUGCAUUUGGCUGCUCGCGCUGAGCAGGACCUCAACAGCUACCAGGCCAAACAGGGCCUUGGCCCUAAGAGUGACUCCACCCUGGAGUCUGGUGUCAACGAGAUGGUCGACAAGAAGUUCGAGCAACGCACUGACGUUAAGACCGGAAGAGCUGCUGGUGCUACCGGAAGCAACCGCAAGCCUAUUCCCGAGGACGAGGGUGGUACCCGUGACGACCGCGGCCGGCUGGCCCAGGCUGGGGAGUACGAAGGCAAGGGCGGACCCGAGGACAAAGUGAAGAUCCAGUCUGAGCGUCGUCCUGGGGACCAGGACACGCUGAACCUUCAGGAUAUGAAGCGUGAGGGUAUCGCGUCCUAAAAUCUGAUGUAUAAUGUAUUGUAAUGUUUGUUAUGAAGCGCAAGAGAAAGCAUGUUAUGAG